Molecule: messenger RNA, 339 nt
Organism: Solanum tuberosum (potato)
Lineage: Eukaryota; Viridiplantae; Streptophyta; Magnoliopsida; Solanales; Solanaceae
Product: non-specific lipid-transfer protein-like
Exons: 1
Coding region: 1-339 (112 amino acids)
Biological process (GO): lipid transport
Molecular function (GO): lipid binding
Source: RefSeq, a predicted model, not a curated record
AUGGCGAAGCUGAUCUAUGCUUUGAUCAUUCUCUUGCUUGUUUUAGCAACACCAGCAAUGGGCAAGCCUUCUUGUGAAACAGUUUCGAAAAGGCUAGCACCUUGUCUUUCGUACAUUCAAGGGAGAUAUCAUUCGAUCAAGCCAUCAGGCAGAUGCUGCAGAGGACUGAUAGAUAUAAGUAACAUGAUGAAAAAUCGCGGGGAUUAUUCUACAGUUUGCAAGUGUAUAAAGAAGGCACUUUUACACACGAAUUAUGAUCCCAAACGUUUCCAAACUGGCUCACAACAAUGUAACACAGGGUAUACUCUGCCUCCUGUUGGCCAUACCACUACUUGUUAG